Molecule: messenger RNA, 2231 nt
Organism: Schistocerca cancellata (South American locust)
Lineage: Eukaryota; Metazoa; Arthropoda; Insecta; Orthoptera; Acrididae
Gene: Paip2
Product: polyadenylate-binding protein-interacting protein 2
Exons: 5
Coding region: 137-631 (164 amino acids)
Biological process (GO): negative regulation of translational initiation
Cellular component (GO): cytoplasm
Molecular function (GO): mRNA regulatory element binding translation repressor activity
Source: RefSeq, a predicted model, not a curated record
CUGUUUUUGAACGCAUAGUAUAGGUAGCAGCACUGUCUGAGCGAUAAACAGCUGAUUGUAUUUGUGAGGUGCGUAUUACGACGAUAAACUGCGUCUUUGAUGAACUUCUGCUAAGGUACUGUUAGUGACACCUGUUAUGAUAAUGAAGAUUCCAACAAACAAUGGAUUCUACGGAUAUGAUUCCUCAGUGUCAUAUUUGUCCGAUGGCUCAGACAUCGGAAAUGUAGAAGACAUGGAAUCGCCAUCUCAUGAUGGAGAUUUUUCUGAAUACCUUUGGAUGGAAAAUGAGGAAGAGUUUGAUAAACAAGUUAUGCAGCAACUGGAGGAAGAAGAGCUAAUGGAACAAUGUAUUGAGGCAAUGCUAGAAGAUGAACGAGAAAUAAGAAACAUCCGUAAUCAGAUGGCAUCUACCAAUGGAGGCUCAAGUGAUGCAACUGCACCACCUCGACAAGCCUGGAGCACUAAUGAUGAUGUAACAAACCACAUUUCUCAAUCACUGGAGGGUCUGAGUGUUCAAGAUGAUUUGGCCAAACAGAGCACACUCAACCCCAAUGCGGCAGAGUUUGUUCCACAGCAGAAAGCAUCAGAGAGCAGCGGGUCAGGAAAUGUGGAUCGCUCGACGACAUCUUAGAAGUUACGCAGAGGUCUGCAUUUUCUUUGAUGCCAAGCUACAUUUCAUUUGGUAGGCUGUGAGGCAAUGGAGUCCCUGUGAAUGAACUUUGUUAGUCACUGAAUACUCCACUCUGCUUCAGAGUGGGUGUUUGGAUGUGAUUUUGAGAAUGAAUGUGAUAUAUAAAAAAUGUCAAGAAUGCAGUAUUUUAACGGUUGUAGAGUUUCAUACGCAUUUGUCAAAUGAAUGCUGAGAUAUACUUAAAUCAUUUUUCCGCUGUGCAUUGGAACUUUAUUUUUCUCUUCUUUAAAUGUCUUUGGGUGUUUACAGUUUACUUAAAAUGACUUUCCAUUGACGAUAUGCCACAGAAGUACUGAAAGUCACGUCCCUUUUUCUUUGUUUGAAAAUUUAAUGUUUCAUUGUUUAUAAAAAUAAUUUCAUUAUAAUUAUAAUAAUUAUUGCUAUUAUAGUAACGUAAAGACUGUGCAAUUCCUAAUAUCACUUUAUGGGAAAAGUACAAAAUAAUCUUUAUACAAUACUCAGUUAUUGUAAGGGUAUGUCUUAUUCUGAUAGAAUCUCAGAACUUAAUUUAUAUUAGCACUGCCAGAAUUGUGCAAACUUUGAAAACUAGCACUAAAUGACAGUUUAAGUAAAAUUAACUGGUCUUUGAAUUGCAAUGAAAGUUUGAGCUCAUACAAGAUCUCAUUAGAUUAUGAAGGAAGAUACAAUCAUUUAUAGGAGCUUGAAAGAGAAUGUAAGCUUAUAUGAAAUUUUUUAUUUAUGUUUUCUAUUUAAGAGGUCAUAAUAGUUUGUUGUAUCAUUGAGGUGAUGAGAUAUUUAAUUGAUAAUUGCUGGUAGCUAUAAACUUACCUUCAUUUCACUUUUUUGAUACCAGUUGAAAUUUUACAUAUUUUAAGAUUCAUACAGUGUGCAAUAGUCAGUUGCAGAACAGAGUUUCUGUUAUUGCUGUUAAUUGAAGUUCCUUCUCUCACUUUGAAGAGCUGACAUUCUGACAAACUUUACAUUUGUUUGCAAUUUAUUGCAAAGUGUUCAUACAAGCAAAGUCAGCUUAUUACUUUCUUUUAUUUUUAAAAUAAGAGGUCCAGUUAUGUUUGUAAUGCCCUAAGCAGACUUGUAUAUGCAGUAUUAAUAAUUUCAGAGCAGAAUAUUAAUUGAUGUGAUAUUAAGUGUCAAGCAUGUGUGUUAUAUGAAGUGCGGCAACUUAAUGGUAUGCUUGUUUCGGAAUGAAAGGAUAUUUGUAAAUGUACUGAAUAUGGUUAAAUGCUAUAGUUUAAGCCUUACAUUUAUAUGUGAAAAAAAUUGACAGCAUGUUUGAUAAAGACAAGGAAAUAUGUAGAUUUAGAUGGUUGUGUUUAUUGUUUUACUUUACUGAUACAGAACUUUAGUAAUUUUCCUUCUCUGGUUUUUGUUAGUUUCUCUCUAAUCUUUUAAAAGAAUGUCUGAUUUGUGUAAAUGUAGAAUAGUGAAGUAACUGAAAUUCUUCUGCUUUGGAGAUGUUUUAUUUUGUUACAGUAAAUGUUGCCAUUGUUUGUCAACACAAAAAAUGUAUGGAGGAAUGCCCUUUCUUACAUUAAAUGUGUAUUACUAAAUUUCUACAAUA